AUGAUCAGAGUGUUGGAAAUACUCACUCAACCGAAUUUCAAGUUGCUCCACCAUCGAAUCCUGACCAAGAGAAAAUCGACCCCCGGAAUAGGAAAUGAGGUUAAGACCGAUGCUCCUGAUACUGGAAUGAAGAAUAGCAACAGCUGUGACUCCGCGCCAGAAGUGCACUCUGAAGAUACGCAAAUGGAGCCAAAACCAGGGGUUGGGGACCAAGUGAAUACUGUGGACCAUGGUACCAUCGCUCCACCUUCACAAAUUACCUCCGAGAACCCAAUACAAGACAGGCCCAAAUCCCAAGUCACGACUGAAGAGCCCGAGCCUGAUGCUUCUCAAGAGACGUGCUUGGAGCCUGAGAAACCAAAAACUAUAUCGUUAAACCCUGAAAAUAUCCCAGAAGCCUCCAAAACCGGGGAAAGCUACAGCCAGGAUAAAGAGGUGACUCUAGAUACAGCACAUACAGAAGCUACUCUUGCACAACAGGGCGCAGCCAUGUCAGCUCCUGUCGAGCCGAAUUCAACUGACACGGCCAAAAAGGUUCGAGCUCAGCAAAUGCAGUCCCUUCAUCCAUUCGCUACAAAGAACAAGGCGCAAGCAAAGAAGGAGAAAGAGACCAAGAAGAAGCAGCAGAAGAAGGAGGAGGCUGAUCGAAUUGCCAAGGCCAAGGCCAAGGCCAAUAAGAUUGCAUCCUUGAAGAAAGUGAAGAUUCUUACAGAUCCACAGCGAGAGCUUGAGACGUCCAUGGGUUCAGCCAACUCAUCCAUUGCUGGAGGUGUACGCUUUGAUGUAGACGCAGCUGGCGAAAGAACCGAGGAUACUCCCGAUGAGAUAAAGAAGUCUAACGGCCCAACUAAGGCGAAGGCUACUGACUUUAAUACGGAAGACAAUCAAAAGAAAAUGAAUCAGGCAGAUGAGAGUGCCCAACAUCCAGGACUCCAGCAAGCCUCAUCAACCGAGCCUGAGCGGCAACUCGAUUCUGAGUCUCUCCUCUCGCCACAGGAACUAGGCUCCACUUCCAUAUCAAAGAAAGCCAUUCCCCUCAAUGCUCCGUCUCAUGACGAAGCAAAUCCUUCCCACAAUGAUUCUACUCCUACCCACGAACCAGAAUGUGAAACAGGGUCAGAAAAAAAGCCAUCCACAUCAUUGCUGGCCAUUCCGACUCCGUCUGCAGAGGAAUCCGAACUUGGUCAUGGUGCUUCUAAUCUUCCGCAAGAUACACCUGUUUUAGAGACUGCCGCUCAGUCUGAAAACGCCUCAGCCGAAACACCCAAAAAGAAGAAGAGGAAGAACAAGAAGAAGAACAAGAAGAAGACGCCCGCUUCCGAACUUAGUACCGAUGAUCAAUCUGCAACAAAUGAACGUACCCAAAGGCCUGUUGUUCCGUGUGAUUGGGACAUGCACAGUUAUGAUCCUUUCACUUCGCAGAUGACCCAUAUUGAAGCCAUCCGAUACGCUGUCAAACAUGAUACUAAAUCCUACUUUGCAAAAACCAAUGCACGAAUGGACACGAAAAGGAAGGCGCGAGAGGCUACUGAAAAAUUGUUGAAUUCACUCCACACUCUUAUCAGAAGUCCGAAGGUUAUCUUGAGUACUUUGUCCGGCGGAGCGAUGGAACUUGUAAGGAUGAAGGCGUGGAGUAUUGGUACAGGCACCGAGCAUGGUUUGCUGGAAACUCCGAACAUGAGUACGGAGUCACAUGGGGAAUGGGGGUUCGAUCGAGUCUUGCUAGACGUGAGCAAGGUAACCUUAAUUUUAUGCUAUGUGGUUAGUUCAGAAAUUGAAAUGGACACCAGGCAAAGAUGGUGUGAAGAUGAGUGA
Bipolaris oryzae ATCC 44560 is the source of this 1815-nucleotide messenger RNA. RefSeq lists its product as uncharacterized. Bases 1 to 1815 code for a protein of 604 amino acids. The record is from RefSeq and is a predicted model, not a curated record. The transcript is spliced from 4 exons. Lineage: Eukaryota; Fungi; Ascomycota; Dothideomycetes; Pleosporales; Pleosporaceae.